Molecule: messenger RNA, 1011 nt
Organism: Naumovozyma dairenensis CBS 421
Lineage: Eukaryota; Fungi; Ascomycota; Saccharomycetes; Saccharomycetales; Saccharomycetaceae
Gene: MRX8
Product: translation initiation/elongation factor MRX8
Exons: 1
Coding region: 1-1011 (336 amino acids)
Cellular component (GO): mitochondrion
Molecular function (GO): GTP binding
Source: RefSeq, a predicted model, not a curated record
AUGAACGUUAUUUGUGGAAGGCUUUUUGCCAGUUCAAGUAGUAGAUUAGACAAUGUAUCUUUGGCUAAAAGGAUCAUCUCUCAGACGAAAGUAAAAGAUACCAAGAAUGCUGGGGAAUCCGACAAUAUACUCAAUGAAACUAAGAAAGUAAUAGCAUCCAAACGAACAACGAAAGUGGUUACGAAAAAUAAUUUCUUGGAAUGGGUUUCAUUCAAUUCUUCCUAUAAUUCUCAUUAUCAUUAUCCAGGUGAAAAAGAAAUGAACCCUAUAAAUCACUUCUUCAAUACAGCUAGUGUCAAGUACGAAUGGGGUGUUUCAGCGUUCGGCGAUAUACCUAACGAGCAUUUGAAUAAAUUGUAUGGAAAUACUAUUUCAAAUGCUGGUAAUUCGAAACAAUUUCCUGGGAGGACUUAUGUUCCUUACGAUAUUGUUAAAAGUUUGCCAGAAGUUAUAUUUAUUAGUCGUACAAAUGCAGGGAAAUCCACUCUACUGAAUAACCUAACCACAUCUUUCAACCAAAAUCGAUUGGAUGUUUCUGCUAAGAUGUCUAAAAGUGCAGGGUUUACCAAGACGUUGAAUUGUUUCAAUAUCGGUAAUCGAUUUCGAUUAGUUGAUUCUCCAGGAUAUGGAUUUGGAAGUGAUAUAAAGCAAGGUAUCAUUACUAUGGACUAUUUGAAAAAUAGGAAGGAACUGAUGAGAUCUUAUUUAUUAGUCCCUGGUCAUAAAGGCUUCAAUGAGCUCGAUCUGCAAAUGGUUGAUUUUAUGGUAGCAAAUGGUAUAUCCUUCGAAGUUAUCUUCACACAAAUGGAUAGAGUUAAGGAUAUUGAAACAUUUAGAAAGAUGCUUGAUGCUAGUAAUGUUCGUAAUUUAUCUACAUUACCUCAGCUGAUCUUUGUCAAUUCCACUCUUUCAAAACAUUGUCGGAAGAGAUUUGGAAUCGCAUAUCUUAGAUAUUCUUUAUUCCAAAGUUGCUCGUUGGAACCUGGUAUAAGACCAUUGAGAAAGAAAUGA